AAUUCAAACACUUGCUUGCAAGGAUCGCCUGGCCUCCCUGGACGUAACGGAGUAAAUGGAUAUAAUGGGUUACCAGGCCGCGACGGCCGAGAUGGUGCAAAAGGAGAAAAUGGCGUGGCAGGUCCCUCUGGAUCACGUGGUAUGAAGGGAGAAAUGGGACCAAGUGGAACAGAUACUGAUCACAGAACUGGAAACAGUGCGCGUGGAAGACUAAUGAUGGUCGUGAUAUUGGACUGAUUAAGGUUGGUUGAUUUUUGCUGUCUGUGGUUCGUUUAGAUUUAUCAUUAGCUAGUGUAUCUCCCAAUGAUGACAUAUAUCCUCAUACGACUUAUUAUCCAGUGGUAUUUUUACAUAGGCGAAAAAAGGUCUUUUAAACAGACAUGGAAAUAAUCGGUGUUCCUGUUCUUGCAGGAUUGUCAGUUCACUAAAACCAAGGAUGAUACUGCCCUCCGUGUUGUUUACCAGGGUAACGUCUAUGUGGGAGGGUGUGCUAACUGCUGUAAGCGAUGGUUCAUCACUUUCAACGGAGAGGAGUGCAGUGGUCCCCUGCCUAUUGACGCAGCGUUGUGGAUCCGAAAUAAAGACGAAGACAACCACAGACCCGGGUUCAUUGAGGGCUACUGUAACAACAUACACAAGGGCAAAAUCCGAGUUGGAAUCAAUAUUGGAAAUUGUGCAGGAUAUGGAAACUCCAAUGGCUAUACAGGCUGGAAUUCAGUGUCCCGUUUGAUCAUUGAAGAAGUCCCUCGUUCCCAGUGACACGCUAAAAACCACGAUAGUUAGUAAUAUUGCUGACAAAAUCUGUUGAUUAGUAUUUGAAUUGAGCUAAACAAUAAAAGGGCUAAGAUAUAGGGUAGUUUUGAAAACGUUUGCAUGUAAAACAAGUCAGUUUAAAACCCGCAAUAACCUGAUAAGCACGUUAAUUGUAUAGAUAUCGACAUGCCUCUUUAUGCUGAAUUUCUGGUUUUGUACUGAAUGAAUUCUUGAAAGAUUGUGUCACCGCUUCACAGUACACCUCUUAUACUUACAAGAUCUUCACCUUUUUUUGCAUUUUGUAGUCAAGGGCAUCCUUUUCAAUUCAAGUGUGAAAGGGCUUGCGCUUCCGCAAAUGAGAGGCAUUUGCCUCUUCUGAAAAUCGUCGCAAAAAUUUGUCUUCAAUUACCAAUUUUUAUAUUGGGAAACGCCACUGUAUCAUGAAAAAGCAUUCUCCUGCAAAGAACAAAGAUCAGUCAAAGUACCUUAAUCUGCUAAUUUUCAUUAGAAGACUCAGGGACUUCCUAGCGCUUUCAGUCAUCCUCCACUGCUUCGACGCGCCCAGGUCGCGUUUACAAUUUAUUUAUUGGCGACGUUAGAAAAAAUUUUGUCCAGCCCUAGGCAACAGAAUUUUGAAAACUGCAAAGUUCUUAAUACAUAUCAUCUCUUAAAAUACGCUACGGUAGAAACCCCGCUAACUUGAACUCUGAAGGGAAACGGAAAACUGUUCGAGUUAGCGAGGGUUCGAGUUAUCGGGGUCGAUUGAAAAAUUCAAUUUGCCGUCUUAAAAUUAAUAGUUACUGGUUUUUUAGCUCUUCAGUGUAUAGUGUGGUGCAAAUCUAACUUAUAUCACCAGAAACAGUAGAAAGAUUAACCAUUUUUAGUGAUAAAAAGUGAACUGUUCGUUGCACCAAUGAAAAUCAAACUGCUGUUACAGACAAAGGUUAGUUUAAAUGUUUUUACCCCCAUACAACAAGAAGAAUCAAUGGAUUAUGACAUCCGAGCGGAGUUACAAGAAACCACAAUUCGAGUUAUCGGGGUAAACUUUAGUGAAUUAUUGAUCAGGGGAAAGGAAAUUAAAGUUAAAGGGAAUUCGAGUUAUUCGAGUUCGAUUUAACCGAGUAAAAAUGACUGACGGAAAAGUGGGGUUAAAUCCAAGGGAGAUUGGAUAUAGUUCGAGUUAGCCGGGAGUUUGAGUUAUUCGAGUUUGAGUUAGCGGGGAUCUACUGUAUUUGUUUUGUGCACUAAACAAAGCCAGUAAGACAAACGGUUGAAUAUCUAUUACGGACGGUUUGAUCCGGAUCAGGAUCAGAGAUCCGAGAUCACUCGAAUGAAGAUGCAUCACGGGAACCGAGGAAACCAUGAUCCGAGUGGUUUCGGAUCACUAAUACUCAUCCGGAUCAUCCCAAAAGCACUCACCCUUAGAAAACGAGGAAAAUAAUCGCUUAUGUUUCGACCAAGUUUUUGUCUCACAUAAAUCUAGUAUAUAUUAGCUGCGGGCGGCAAGAGGAGCCCGCAGACUAUUCGUGGUUAGCUAGUUUUAGUAACGCGCAGUAUAACGCUUCCUGAGAAAAAAUCUUGUUUGCCUUAGGGUUGAUUUCCACUGUCGCGUAGUUUUUACGUGCGUAGGUGCGUAAAUUUUACGUUCGCAAAUAAAAUAGAGGCAGUGUAUGAAAGGUCGCUCGUAAGCGUAAAAGUAAAACCUCGCUCAACUUCACAUUUAAUCUCAACACUUUACAUGUUGGCCCUUUUUUUACGUGAUUAAAAUCAACGUGCGUUAACGUGCGCAGCCAAAAACGCGUCAGUGGAAAUCAACCUUUACUCGUCCCUGCUCCGUGGGACGAGUUGGAGAGAAGUCUGGGAACGAGGUUGGGACAACCCUUAGAUGGAAUUUGAAACGAGUUUGUGCGAGCGGGGUAUAACUGAAAUAUUACCUGAUCAGUCCAUAAUUUUUCGCAAAUCAAGCUCAGCAGCAUGAUAGGUGCUCAAAGGGUAUUGUGUUUUUUCAUACGUUUGAGUACGGGAAAUGCUUUAUUUGAAUCAUGAUCACGAUACUCAGUCAAGUUACAUGACUGAUAUUCAAUGUUAGUAAUGACUUAUGACAAGAGCCAAGCAGCAGGCAAAUUUUCCGAAGCUGGCUUCAUGUUCAUUGUUGAAAUAUAAGAUGAAUUGGAUAACAACAUAAAGUACUGCCAGAAAGCUAGUGAUAAACUCCAAUAAUAAAAAUCCAAGUCUUGGAUUUUAAUUUCUCUCGAUUUUGAAUAGAUUUGUUUCUAAGCCAGAAAACGUACGUAGUUUUGAAUUACAACUGUCGCCUUUGUUACGUGCGUAGAGCUCACUCGCUGGUUAUAAAGCAUAAGCCAAAAGGUUUAUUAACGUGCACCCAUCGAGGAUCUUCAUAAGGCUUGGUCAAUUUCAUGUCACAUGCAUGAUCAAUGAUCAUCAUCAAUUAGUUUAUUUUCGACUGUUUUUCGUGAGUAAAAAAUAAAAUAAAAACCAUUCUUACUGAGAGCAAAUUCAGUUUAUCUUAUUAUUUUAAAACCUUUAGUUACAACGCAGUGGUUUCUCCUCUAAUUUCUUCAAACUCAUAUAACACAGAACUCAAACAAGUGUUUGCAAAGAGCCCCUAAACGUAACGGAGACAUAAUGGGUUACCAGGCCGCGACGGCCAAGAUGGGGCGAAAGGUGAAAAGGGCGUGACAGGGCCCCCUGGUGAGAAGGGAGAAAGGGGAUCAAGUAGAACAGACACCGAUCACUGUGACUGGAAACAGUGCGCAUGGAGGAGUAGCGAUAGUCGUGAUAUUGGACUGAUCAAGGUUUGUUGAUUUCACAGGAUCAAUGCUUUUAAAAGCCCUCUGGGCGAAAAGAACAUUUAACACUAAGUGUACUUGUUUUUUUUUCCGUUACUGUGUCAUGUGGUUCCUUUAGACAAAUCCCUAGUUUGCGUGUCUACCAAGGAUAGCACAUACAUCUAUUUCGAAGUCUGUUCUCUUUUGAACAGACAUAGAAAUAAUCGUUGUUUCUAUUGCUGCAGGAUUGUCAGUUUACUAAAACCAAUGAUGACACUGCUCUCCGUGUUGUUUACCAGGGAAAAGUAAACGUGGGAGGUUGUAACAACUGCUGCAAGCGAUGGUUCAUCACUUUCAAUGGAGCCGAGUGCAGUGGUCCCCUGCCUAUUGACGUAGUGCUGUGGAUCCGAAAUAAGGACGAAGACAACCACAGACCCGGGUUCAUUGAGGGCUACUGUAACAACAUACACAAGGGCAAAAUCCGCGUUGGAAUCAACAUUGGAAAUUGUGCAGGAUAUGGAAAUUCUGAUGGUAACACAGGCUGGAAUUCAGUGUCCUGUUUGAUCAUUGAAGAAGUCCCUCGGUCCCAGUAA
Molecule: messenger RNA, 4135 nt
Organism: Porites lobata
Lineage: Eukaryota; Metazoa; Cnidaria; Anthozoa; Scleractinia; Poritidae
Source: the annotation of a GenBank genome assembly